AUGUCUGGUCUAGGGGACACAUCGGGGCCUUCGCGCAGUCGAAGCAGUACCAAUACGGGUAGGACAGAUGGCAGCAACAGUGCGAGCAGCUCCAACACAACGGGGGAAGAUGCCAUCUUUUUCAAUACGCGAACAAGCAGAGGAGAGGCGAGCAGAAGCACUUUCAGCGAAGCGGGCGGCGGUGCGGAUGCGGAAGGACGCUUCUCGGAAGAAACUGCGAUUGCGGGCAAGAGAGCCAGUUCGGACAGGUACGCUCGGACGUUGGCCGAAGGAACGGGGCAGGAAGGCGAUAAGGGGCUAUUGGAUGACUCGGAUCGCGGGCCCUGGGGUACAAUUCGCGCCAAGAGACCUCCGCGAUAUUCCAGUGUAGUUGAUGAGGCUGCUGGUGACGAUGCGGACGCCGCGGACGCUCCGAUGCCCCGCUCUCAUCGCAAGGGGGCGCAUAGCGCUAGCAGCAGUAUGAGCGGCCUUGGACGGAGCGGUAGUAGGGCGCUGAAUGCGCUCGGUAUGGGCGGCGUGGAUGUGCAAGGCUUGAGGAGCGCCGGUCAAAGCGUGGUGGAUCUGACGAUUGGCAACAGCGCAGAGGCGGUCGCGAGGAGAAGAGCUUUUGGGAGAGCGGCGGUCAUCAACAUCUCGCUCAUCGGCAGCUGGUGUGAGUGCAUCUCAGAACGGAGAGGCGCGGGUCUCAGCCGAUGACAUUAUGCGCCAAAACCACAUGCCGAAUGGCUGAUGCUGUCAACGCCCGCCUGAUAGAUUUGUUUUCGACGAUCAUGAGCCUGUACAAUUCUUGGCUCUUUUCCAAGAAGCGCUACGGCUUCUCAUAUCCCCUCUUCGUCACCUCCAUGCACAUGCUCGUGCAGUUCGCACUCUCCAGCCUGCUCUUGAGCUUGUGCACCAGCUGGGUGCCCCGCACACGAUCUGGAAAGCGGGCGCGGCCAGCUGCGAGGGACUGGGCGUGAGUAUGACACAGCAAGGGCUUUCGCAGACUCGGCCCUUUCGGAAAAUAUCCCGGAGCUGAUGCGCUAAAGAUCUCCUUACUCGCUUCCUCAGUACGAAGGUGGUGCCGUGCGCUUGCGCCACAGCGCUGGACAUAGGGCUCUCGAAUCUGAGUCUCAAGACGAUCACCUUGACGUUUUACAGUGAGUCGCAAGGUUUCUUUGCCGGGCCUGCAUUCAGCCGUCAUCCUGACCUUUCCCGUCUCUUUGGCCACGCAUCUCGAUCAGCCAUGUGCAAAUCCUCGAAUCUCGCCUUUGUGCUCAUCUUCGCCUUUCUCUUCCGUCUGGAAGUGGUCAGGCUCAGCUUGAUAGGCAUCAUCACUUUGAUUACGAUCGGCGUGAGUAGACAGAGUAUCAAGCUUCCGUGAGCUUACCGUGCAAAAGCCCGACUGAUGCCAUCACCCGCGCCUGCAGGUCGUCAUGAUGGUAGCAGCCGAGACGCAGUUCGUGUUGGAAGGUGCGAUAGAGGUGCUAACAGCGUCGGCGAUGGGAGGUCUUCGGUGGGCCUUGACGCAAAUCUUGCUGGAUAGAGAAGGUAUGGGCAUGAAUAAUCCGGUCGCCACCAUUUUUUGGCUGGCUCCCGUCAUGUUCAUCGCCAUGAUCAGCGUCAGCGCUGCGGUCGAGAACUGGGGCGAAAUGUUCAGCAGCAAAUUCUUUGAAGGACUUAGGAACACUGUUAGGACGCUUGCCCUCGCCAUUGUUCCAGGUGCCUUCGCAUUCUGCAUGAAUCUGAGCGAAUUUGCGUGAGUGCGAGGUGCGGCAGCAGCAUGAUGCAAAUCAGCCAAGUUGACUAACGCAUUCCUCGUGCUAUGGCGCAAUGCGCAGACUAAUCCAAAGGACAUCGGUCGUGACGCUCUCAGUCGCUGGAAUCUUCAAGGAGGUCUCAACUAUCUUUAUAAGCUCUACGGUGUUUGGGGACGAAUUGACGCCCAUCAACGUGACGGGUCUAUGCAUUGCCCUGGUCGGCAUCGGACUGUACAAUUGGCUCAAGUACAGGUUACUCGUAUCCGGAGGCGCUAGUCAUGAAGCAUCUUCGCACGGGACGCGGGACGCAGGCUACGAAGCCGUUCCUAACCCUCUUCGCAAUGGUCGGGUCAGGUCGGCAUUGCCUGAUCGAGAAGGGCAGGAAGACGAGUGGGCGGAUCCGAAUCUCGCUGAAGACGAGGAAUCUUUGGCCAUGUCGGAGAGGGAGGAUGGAGCUGCUUUGAGCGAGGCCGAGCUGGACAGGAGAAGGAAGAGGGAGGAAGAGGCCGACAUGGAUGGCGGAGGCGUUUGGAAGACCGGCCAAGGCUUCUUCGAAGACAGCGACGAGGAGCGUUGA
Molecule: messenger RNA, 2316 nt
Organism: Ceraceosorus bombacis
Lineage: Eukaryota; Fungi; Basidiomycota; Exobasidiomycetes; Ceraceosorales; Ceraceosoraceae
Source: the annotation of a GenBank genome assembly